This is a messenger RNA of Doryrhamphus excisus (bluestripe pipefish), 1712 nucleotides long. The record is from RefSeq and is a predicted model, not a curated record. Lineage: Eukaryota; Metazoa; Chordata; Actinopteri; Syngnathiformes; Syngnathidae.
UCGCACCCCACCAGUUGAAGGCAACACAACGGCGCCUUUGUGCGCUGUAAUGGCUGCGUGAAGCCUUGAGUGAUACAAAAAAGAGGAAAACAUGCGCUUCUGUGUGCGCCAAUGAUGCAGUGUCAGUGUGACACUUCCGCACAGCCGGGUCAGCUGAUUGAGACACGCGGAAACCACUAACUAACUCCACUGAAGUCCACUCCACACUCCGCGUUGCUAGCAACUUGUGAGGGCUCCACGGCACACAAGCUGCUGGCUGGCGGCUCCUGGCUGGGCUGCACUUGGAGGAACACGCCGGUGGACGCCGAUGGCUGCCAGGGAGGCGCCGGUGGCUUCGAAUGGGACACAUAUCUCCUACAUGGGCCAUGAUUGUCAGGACGUCCCAGACUUCCUUGGGGACGCGUACGGCCAGUUUGCAAGGAGGUUGGACUUGAGCUUCAACCAGCUCAGGUCCUUGGCGGGCCUCCGGAUGUUCACCCAGCUGGAAGAGCUGGUCGUCGACAACAAUCUGCUGGGGAAUGACCUCCGCUUGCCGAGGUUGCCCAACCUGCACACCUUCACGCUCAACAAGAACAAACUGACGGAUAUUGAAGCCCUGCUGGAACACUUGGCUGACGUGACCCCGUCGCUGGAGUACCUCAGCCUGCUGGGGAACGAGGCCUGCCCCAACCAGCUGGUCAGCCUGGAUAAAGACGAGGACGACUACCAGAGAUACAGGUAUUUUGUUCUGCACAAGUUGCCCAGGCUGAAGUUCUUGGACACCAGGAAGGUCACCCGGAAGGAAGCCAUGGAGGCUGGAGUCAGAGGAGAAUUCAUGAAGGUGGUCAAGCCCAAGUCCGGCACCCAGACAGCUAUCAGGAAGAAAGAGAAGUCAGUGUGCACCGCCGAGAGAAGAAAUAUACGUCCAAAGAAGCCGGCUUUGAGAACCAGCCUCUGCCCUACACGCCUCUGCCCCGAGGAUCCAGAGACGCUAAGAACCAUAAAGGCGUCUUCGCCAAGUGCCGCUACGUCUACUACGGCAAACAUUCCGAAGGCAACAGAUUCAUCCAGAACGACCAGCUCUGAUGUCGCAGGAAGGAGAGGGACGGAAAGCCGCAUGACAUUAUUAUUUAUUGACACUUGCCGGCGAUGUUGCAGUCCAAUCAGUAUAUUUGCUGUUGACUCUGUCUUCUGCAAGACACUCCCUGAGCAUCACACACACACACACACAAACACACACACACACACACACACACAGAGUGACAAACAACCUAUUGCGUGUCUCUGACAGCCAUGAUGGAUCACCCAUCCACUGCUGCCACUAAUCAAGGGUGAAAGGGUGACGGUCACACACCUGAGACCUGACAUGGACACAUCCUACACACACAAACACAAACACACACACACACACACACACACACACACACACUAUAUAAAAGACUGCCAUUGGAGCUCAGUCGCUCCGUCUUAUUUUCAAGAGUAGAGGAAAGAAACUGUCACCUUUUUUGACUGAACACAAAUUGUCAACCAAAAAAUGAUCAAAUCUUUGUCCAAAUGCUGCAUCCAUAUUUAAUACUUUAUCAUUUUGUAUUUUGAUACAUUUGAAGAUAAUUGUGAUGCAAGCAAUUUUUAAAUCAAUCUUCCUGUUGUCUGUUUUCUGUGCGGUGGUUGAGUUGAACUGAUGGUUGAGUUGAACUGAUGGUUGAGUUGAAACUGAGCAAUAAAGCAUUCAA